Molecule: messenger RNA, 3651 nt
Organism: Ananas comosus (pineapple)
Lineage: Eukaryota; Viridiplantae; Streptophyta; Magnoliopsida; Poales; Bromeliaceae
Product: pentatricopeptide repeat-containing protein At3g54980, mitochondrial-like
Exons: 3
Coding region: 149-3310 (1053 amino acids)
Molecular function (GO): protein binding
Source: RefSeq, a predicted model, not a curated record
ACUAUAGCGGAUUCAAAUCAUGCAACUCAACUUUACCCGCUCCGCCCACCCGCCUCUUCUUCCUCCUCCGACCACCCCAUGACCCUAAAACCCCCUCCCCCUCUUCGCUCUAAACCCUAACUCCCCACUACCAUCCCCCGAUCCCUCCAUGAAUGCCCUACGGAGGUCAUUGCCUCUCCAUCCAUGGCGCCCUCUCCCCUUCGCACGCUCCGCCUCUACCUCUUCUCUUCUUCCUCCGCACGAUUCGACUCACAGCGAGAGUCCACUUCAGGUAACUUCCUCUCCCGAACCCACUUCGGAGGAUCCUCGAAAUGCCCAAUCCCCCCCUUCAAUCUCUUCGACUCGGCUACUUUACGCUGCUUUCGAUCCGUUGAACACGCCGUCGGAGAAGCGUGCGAUCGAGUUCCUUGUAAACAACCAGAGCGAUCCCAAAUCGGUUUCAAAGUACCUCAAAUUGCAUAGAGGAUUUAUGGGUAUCAAUCCUCUCUGCAUCUCGUUUCAUAUCCUCGCGCGAUGCAACUGGAUUUCCGGCGCCCUAGGCUUGCUCAAAAACUCCAUUUUGAGCAAUUCUAGCUGGCGCCCAAAUGUUAUUGUCGAUCACCUGAUCGAGACUUCAAAAAGGUGCGAUUUUGAUCCUCGCUCGUUUAACUACUUACUGAGUUGUUACGCACAUUCUAGUCGGAUGGACGAAGCAAUGGAAGCUUUUCACCGAAUUGUCGAAAACGGUGUAAUUCCUGAUGUUAAUUCAAGAAACAAUUUGUUGACAGCUAUGGUUAAGUCGAAUUGUACGGAGAGAGCUCGAGAGUGUUACAGGGAGAUGCGGGAAAAGGAAAUGGAAGUUAACAUUCGAACGCUUGAUAUAAUGAUGAAUGCUUGUUUAAAGGACGAGAAACCGGAAGAAGCUGAAGCGUACUUCAAGGAACUCGUCAAUUUGGGAAUCAAACCGGAUGUGCGGGCUUACGCUGCCAUUAUCCGUUCAGCAUGCAGGAUGUCCGAUUUGACGCGGGCUUGUGAUCUAUUGGACGAGAUGAAAGGGCUUGGCUUUGUUCCUACUGAGUUCAUAUAUAAUUCUGUUAUCGGAGCUUGUGUCAAACAAGGAAACAUUACCAAAGCGUUGAGUUUAAAAGGUGAAAUGCUCGCUAAUGGCCUGCCACCUAAUAUAGUUGUUUCAACUAGUUUGAUGCAAGGGUAUUGUGCUCAGGGAGAUUUAACUAGCGCUUUAGAUUUAUUCUCUAGUACACUUGAGGAAGGCAUUGUUCCAAAUAAUGUUACAUACUCCGUUUUGAUAGAAGGUUGUUAUAGAAACGGAAACACAGAGAAAGCCCACGAGCUUUAUUGCCAAAUGAAAGAGAGGGGCAUGUCGCCUACUGUGUUUAACCUUAAUACGGUGAUAAGGUGCUUUCUCAAAGAUAAUAGAUUUAAAGAGGCUUUGGAUUUGUUUGAUGAGGCAACUGGGUUUGGUAUACCGAAUGUCUUCACUUACGAUAUUCUUAUGCAUUGGCUUUGCCAAUGUGGUAGAUUGAAGGAAGCAUUGAAUAUAUGGGAUAAAAUGAAGGAAAGGGGAGUAAAACCGAGUGUUGUAUCUUACAAUAGUUUGCUCUUUGGGCAUGGCAAGCAAGGUGACAUGGAUUCAGCUACUAUUUUAUAUAAUGAAAUGUCUCAGAGUGGCGUUAAAGCUAAUGUUGUCACAUACACUACUCUGAUGGAUGGACACAUAAAAAAAAAAGAUUUUGAUAGGGCUUAUAAUCUUCUUAAUGAAAUGCGUGCAUUAAACAUUGCUUGUAACGAAUAUACAUAUAACACCUUAAUAAAUGGCCUUUGUAUGGUUGGUCGAAUAUCAGAAGUUAACGAAAUGCUGGAUAAAUUUAUCGAGGAAGGGUUUAUUCCCAGUCGGAUGACUUAUGAUAGUAUAAUUAAUGGCUUUGUAAAAGGCGGCAUGAUGAAUUCAGCAUUCUCGACUUACCAAAAAAUGCUCGAGAAAGGUAUAUCCCCGAGUAUAAUCACAUUCACCACUUUCAUUGAUGGUUACUGUAAGAAAAGUUGCAGUGAUCUUGCUUUGAAAUUGCUUAAUGAGGUGAAACGACGAGGCCUUGAAUUGGAUAUUGCUGUGUAUAAUUCUCUUAUUGUUAGUUUUUGCAAAGAAGGGAACUUAAAUGGUGCACUUAAGUUGUUUGAUGACUUGCGCAAUGUUGGAUUGAAACCUAGUGCAAUUAUAUAUAACAGUCUCAUCACCGAGUAUAAAAAUCGGAAUGAAAUGGAAGCUGCUAUUCGGCUGCACAAAAGAAUGGUUAAAGAAGGUACUUCUUGUGAUACAGACACUUACACAACCCUAAUUGAUGGAUUGCUUAGAGUUGGUAAUGUGCCAUUGGCUUCAGAACUUUACUCUGAGAUGGUAUUAAAGGGUAAUGUUCCUGAUGAAAUCACUUUCACAGCAUUAACACAUGGUCUUUGCCGCAAUGGAAGAUUAGAAGAAGCUCGGAAAAUUCUGGAUGAAAUGGAUGAAUUCAAAGUGCCUCCGAGUGUUGUUGUAUAUAAUACAUUGAUAAAUGGAUUCUUUAGGGAAGGCAAGUUGCAAGAGGCCUUUCAGUUGCACGACGAAAUGCUUGACAGAGGCCUUCUGCCUGAUGAUACGACAUAUGAUAUUCUUGUUAGUGAAAAGCCUUUAGCCGAAAACUCGGCUUCCGCUAUAAACAGUGGUCCACGGUGCACUCGGUCCAUCAUUCCUGGAUCUGCGACGCGAAAUCCCAAAAACCAAAUUCCCGCGUUGCGUCCCCUACCCUCCAUCGGAAGCGAAGCGGAGCGAAAGCGCACCACUAUAAAACCCCCCCUUUUCUCUCCCCUUUCCGAUCCAUUUCUCUCCAGAACCCUCAAGAACCUAGAGAGAGAAACACAGAGAGAGAGAGAGAUGCACCGCUCGGGGAGCUACCUCACCAUGGGCGGCGGCGGCGGAGGUGCGAGAUCGUCGAGCCUCGCCCUCGAUGUCGACCAACUCCCCCUCUACGACCCCUCAUCCGACGCCGCGAAGAAGGAGGCGGCGCAGUCGCGCCUCGCCGAGAGGGCCAUCCACCUCAUCCCCCUCGUCAUCGUCCUCUGCUUCGCCGUCCUCUUGUUCUUCUCCAGCGCCGAGAUCGAGAUGCCGAGCAAGGACGAGUCGAUCAUCGCGCGGAUCAAGAACAAGUCGAUCGACGGGUACAGCAACUGGAACGGGACGUCGAUGACGAUCAUGGAGGAUGUGGAUCCGAUCGAGGCGAUCGGGAGCUACGGGAACGAGAACAGAGUCUCCGAUCCCGAUUCCCAGGGAACGGGAUGAAUCGGGGAGGAUGUGGAACGGGAUCGAAUUCGUGCCCCCCCCCUCUCUCGCUAAUAAGUACGUAUCCUUACGAUCGUUUCCAUUUUUUUUUUUUUUUAACUACAGUGCAUUUGAUUCCUCUGAUUAGGGUAUAUAGAGUUUCGUAUUCUUCUGAAUUCGAAUUUGGGAAGGUUUUACGAUGGUUUUUGAUGUGAUUAGGAUUCAUUGUGGAUUGGACAUCCCUGUAAUUAGGGUUCCGAUAUUGUGAUAGAAUAUUUUCUGGAUCUUGAUCUACAUCUUUUAGAUAUGUUGGUUGUUUCGGAAAUUGCUUCUACGGUUAUAUUUAUCGAUUUAAUUUUUCA